CUCUCCGCCAGAGUCAGAAAGUCGCUUGGUCUGAUCGCUCCGGGAAUGGGAUCUUGGACAAGAGUCAAGAUAAAAAUUACCUUUAGGCGAGUCUAUCCGUUCCAAAUACUUUUCUUAGUUCUGCGAGAAUAACGAGAAGAUAAAAGAACAAACGAAAAAAGACAGAUAAAAAAACGAAUGGAAGAAAAAGAGAAGGUAGUGGGGAAUAACUGAAAAGAAAGACAGCUACAGGUCUAUGGGGCACAAAUAUUUAAGAAACGAUUUUAUAGGCUGCACGAGCUUUCUCAGCUGCUCCAGUGAAGGGGAAAACUACUUUCUUAUAAUUCAUGUUAAACCGGUAAGCUAAAAAAUUCUUCCAAAUAUUGCAAAUGCUGAUGCGCUAGCCUAUGCGCACUAUUUUACUACAAAACAAUAGAUAGGUUGGCUAAACUGUUGUUCAAAGCAGAAAGACUUUGAUAAUUGGGGUAACCGUAAAGUUAUAGGUUUAAUUCCAUAGAAAUAUAAAAGUUGGAAGAAGUGUUUCUGUGACGGGGUAUACAGUGGCUCCUGAAAGCCUGUGUCAGCGCGUGAGAGUGUAUGGCGUUGAGGAGCGAUCGAGAAGCGGAACUUCUCACUCUAUACGAAUAAGCGACGAUGGCAAAGUGGUUCAAAGAUUUCCCCAUAAAUCUCAAGAACGGUACCGACAGGAUCCGCUCAGCCUCCGAGUCGAGUUCUCAGUCUCGAGCCAAGCCCGGACUGGCAGCCGGGAUAGGCACUAAAACUGGCAGCACCAAAGGCAGUCCGCGCAAAAAUUCUGGAGUCGAGGGUGGCAGCGCUAGUGGGGUGGGUUCGCUUCUCUCAGGGAGAAAUAGGAAAAAUUCGGCUAUAGAACUGGGACGGAAUGGAACUACCGGCGGAGGUUCGAUGAAAGAUGGAAAGGUCUGGGAUAGCUUUAUCCCGGGAAAGAGUCGGAAAAACUCAAAGGCAGAGUCUGGAUUGGAAGAGCACCGGUCACUUAAAAGUUCGAGUUCGGCGAACGCCUACAUCAGCCGGCUGAUAAAGUUAGACAAACAGGACAAAAACCCGAACUUCAGCAGUGGCACCGGUGGUCUUGCUGGACCUGAAACGGAGAAAGGAAAUACUGCUUGUAGAACAGAGACGGUGAUCAUUCUGGAGGACUACGCGGACCCCUUCGAUGCGCAGAAGACCCGGGAGCAGAGGGAGGCGGAGAGAGUGGGAGAGAACGACGGGUACAUGGAGCCGUACGACGCCCAGCAGAUGAUCACAGACGUUGCUGCUUUUUGCAUGGAGCUCCAGAGGCGGUACGCCCUGCAGGAGGGGGGAGAGGGGGCGGCCGAGGAGGGGAGGCCCCCGCCCCCCCAGAUAUACGACACCCCGUACGAGGCGGGCACGGAGGGGGAGGUGGGAGGAGUCAGGGCUCCGGUCGCCCGGCCGGACCUGGAGCCCCGCCCGCCGGCUGAGUACGAGCUGCCCUGGGAGUGGAAGAAGGAGCCGAUCGCCAAGGCGCCCUCAGCUCAGUUUGAGGGUGUGGAGCGCCCCGUCCCGACCAAAGACGACCCCCCCCAUGCCGGGCGCCAGCAGCACCCGAGGCAGAAGAGCUGGAACCAGAAGAUCCUCAAACCCUCGCCCCCCCCUCUCUCCUCGCCCGGCCCCGCGUCGGAGGCGGAGUCCGCGAAGGUCGACCCCACCCUUCCGCUGGAGAAACAGAGCUGGUACCAUGGUUGUGUGACACGUCAAGAGGCGGAGUCACAGCUCCUGCCCUGUAAGGAGGCCAGCUUCCUGGUGAGAAACAGCGAAUCAGGCACCAGCAAAUACUCCAUCGCUCUCAAGACCAGCCAGGGCUGUGUGCACAUCAUCGUGGCUCAGACGAAGGAGAGCGGCUACACGCUGGACCAGAGCAGCUGCGUGUUUCCCAGCAUCCCCGAGGUGGUGCACCACUACUGCAGCCAGCGCCUGCCGUUCACCGGGGCCGAGCACAUGACCCUGCUCCACCCCGUGCCCCGCCCACAGUGACUCCGGCUGCUGUCCGUCACGCUCUGACUCCGCCCCCCCCCUCCACUCACGGUGUCCCGGUGCCUCUCUCCACCUCUGUCUCUGUAACUCUCUCUUUCUCUCUGUUCCGCUCAUCACACGCUAACCCUGUCCUGCAGUCUGUCUGACUGUCUGUCUGUCUGUAGCCCAUUCUUCAUAGCCCUGUCACUCUAAUCACGGCCCUCUAGGUCCAAGGACUGCUGGUUUUCCACCCUCCCUUUACCUGGGAGUCAGGUGUGAAUACAGUCUGGCCAAUCAGCAGCACUAACUGUUCAGUUAAUUACCUGGGCGGAAAGAAAACCAGGACCGGACUUGGAUUCCACUGCAGUGUCCAACAGGACUGCAAUACAACACUGGCACAUGCUGUGGAGAAUAAUCUAGUGUGGAGACCCACCCAUUAUAGCUUCAACCCUUUUAUAAGGCCCCACCUUCAUGAAGACUCAGAUGACCUGAAAUGUUUUGAGGCUUUAAAUUUUUUUUUUUUUGCCAUAAUAGAAUAAAGGCUUCUGACAUCACAACUACAACCGAGCCCCUCGGAUCCCCCCUUUCAGGAACUGUCACCUGUCGCUGGGUUAUUCUAGAGGGGGCGCUUUUCCCGCAAAACCGACGUCCAGCCCGUUCUGAAGAGUUCCUGUUGAGUCGUAUGGCCACGGAUGUUCCACUAGGUAGCAUUCCCGACCCAUUGGUCAUUAUCCAAACUAUUAUUGAGUUCCAUCAAGUUCUGACCAAUGAGAUGCUUCAGAAAUGAGAUCUAUAUAGCUUGCUCGCAUAUGAAAACAGCUGUCAUUCGCUAUGUUUUGUAUUUAUCACACACGAUAAAUAAGCACAGCUACUGACUAUAUUGACCACACCUAUAUUUCUAGAAGGCAGAAACGUUGGUAUAGAGUUACAGGAUGGCUUGGAUGUCUUCAAUGUAUUACUUCACCAAACGAUAACACAAGCAAGCCCCUUAGAGCCUCCUGUAAUGUUUUUCCUCCUUAUAGGACGAGUUUGGCUGCGUGCAGUUUGCUAAUCUGCUAAUCUUGCUAAGAGACUGGUAAUAGGUUCUCCGGACCAGAAAAUGUACUGGAAAACCCGGUAGAACCACAUCUGGGUGGAUAGUAUGACAGAACAAACAAGGGUAACACACACACCCCCCCCCUCUCAAACAGUAAUAUUUUAAAUAGACGCUCAGCUUAUUGACUCUGCUACCUCCCUUACAAAGUGCACUCACAAAUUCACUGAAAGUACUUUGAACAAAUAGGAGGUUAUAUUCUUGCAUGUGCAUCGGAUGAUGCAUAUUCUUCUCCUCACACACCUUUUCAUCAAUCAGUUUCUUUGUUCCAACUUUUUAAAACCUGCCUUUUUGUUUCACAAACCCCUGUCAGGUUCACCAGUUUAUUACAAACUUCUCUGAAGUUCUCAAUGGCGAAAUAGCAAAAGGGACGUUUGCUCACCCCCUCUGGUGGACGAGCUCGCACACUGCAUCCUGCUGGACUCAAUCCAUUUUGGAAACGCUUGAUAAUUGCUGACGAUCAGAUUCUGUGCACGCCCUCAGAAUGAACGACGAAAUCCUCUGGCCCUCUUCCAUCCCAAAAGCAUAACGUUUGUCUCGCAGCAAGGAGGUGUUGCGGACCAGAGGAAAAUUAUAUCUCAUUCCCUCUCUGUUCAUUAUUUCUUAAUUUGCUUUUGUGAAUGACUGCGACGUUGUUCGGGGUUGGCACUGCUAACUGUGUUGUGACUCAGCCUAAUGCAGUGCGCUGUCUUUGGCUGACGCCAAUUAGCCCGGAUCCCACGGGAUCCAAUGACAGCCCCUCAGGCCAUUAAAAAAAAUCAAUACGGCGGAUUGAAGUGCGUUCAUUUUUCAGGGAAAUCGUGUCACUUCAUUGGAUGCCAGAUCUCGAGAAUGCCAGUAAGAGACUCCCAUCGAUUAGACAUAGUUCAGGCGAGGGGUACGGACGCCAUUACCCCCGUCUCCACGGAAACUUGUGGGGGGAGGGGUCACACCACGGCAGCCCACAUUCACAUAGCACUCAUUGGAACUGACUGCCAAAACAGGAACCUGAAGGAUUGUGGCCGCGUUGAAUGUAGCUCAAACAGCACCGUCGGUGAAUAACAAGAAUUCAGUCCAACAGGGCUAAUACCGUUUCCCUAAGUCUGUUGGCCUCAAUGAGAAUUCGACCUGUAUUUCUUACUAAUCUAUUUUUUGGUGACUUGUAUAUUGGUCAUGUGGAGGAAUAUGUUUUAAAAUGGCUGUUAUUGUUUUAUGUAAUUGUGUACAUAUUUACCUGGUGUUCAUGUCAAAUUAAGGAAUUGUUAUCAUUAAUAUUAAUAAAGUGUCUUCGUUAAUCAACAAAGCUUUGCAGAAUGUGUACUUCUGUAUGCCUGUAAUGCUGUAUAAUCUGUUUGGUUACGGAAAUUAUAAAAAAAAAAAAACAA
Molecule: messenger RNA, 4449 nt
Organism: Anguilla rostrata (American eel)
Lineage: Eukaryota; Metazoa; Chordata; Actinopteri; Anguilliformes; Anguillidae
Product: SH2 domain-containing adapter protein E-like
Exons: 6
Coding region: 634-2013 (459 amino acids)
Molecular function (GO): phosphotyrosine residue binding
Source: RefSeq, a predicted model, not a curated record